AUGAGUGAUGACAAAUACGAUAAUGUGGUGAAACAACUAUGCGAAUUGUUUCAAGGCGAGAGCGCCAAUCUGAUGAAAGUCUUUGCCUUUUUGCAAUUCGAAGAAGAGCGGUGUCAAGGGAGGACUCGGUCCGGUGUGUGGAAUAUGAUGGCCUCGCUCUUGACGCAGAAAAAGGAGCUCAAGGUCUACGCCGAGGAUUUACUGAAGAAAGCCACCCCAGAAGAGAAAAAAGAAGUCGACGAGAAAUUCGUGAACAUGCAAAUGGAAAUCGCCAAGCACUUCGACACCGAGAAAGCGCUGACAACUAAGGAGAUUUUACAAAACAAACAGGCACUCGCCGCAGCGAUCGGUCUCUCGUUUUGGAUGGAGAUCCCACACGCCGCCCAAGAGGCCAUUAUCGGAUGUAUUUUCGAUAAUUUGACAAAUGUGCCCGGGUACACAUUAGCUGCUGUUUUCCUUGCCUACGAGAUUGGGGUCAACAUCUACAAGUGGCAUAACGGGACUAUCAGUGGGAAACGAUGUGCAAAAGAUGUACUGGACUCGGCUGCCUGCUUGGGUGCUGGGAUUGGUGGUGGGGUUGCGGGUGCGGCUUUUGGAGCGCUGUGUGCCGGACCGGUCGGGGCGGUCAUUGGUGGACUGGCCGGUGGAUUUGUUGCCUCAUUUGCCGGACAAGCUCUGAUGAAUUUGCUGACAACGGAGAUUUUCGAUUUGCCGAAAACCGUGGCUCUAGAGAAAGCCUACACUUUUCUGGGUGUCUCACGUAAUGCCACCGAUGAACAGGUGAAAGAUGCAUAUAAGAAGAGACUCCUCGAAUGUCAUCCAGAUAAGGGCGGAUCGCAGGAGCUUUUCGUCAAACUUCAAUCCUACCUGGGAAUCAUUUGCGUGGCUCGUGGAUGGGCGCCAAAAGCU
Mesorhabditis belari is the source of this 909-nucleotide messenger RNA. Lineage: Eukaryota; Metazoa; Nematoda; Chromadorea; Rhabditida; Rhabditidae. The record is from the annotation of a GenBank genome assembly.